GCCAUGGCUACCACCGACUCUAAUGGCAAUAGCAAGCAGCUUCAUGUAGUCAUGUUUCCAUGGCUUGCUUUUGGUCACAUCAUCCCUUUUCUAGAACUUUCCAAAUUCAUAGCAGAAAAGGGUCACAGAGUCUCUUUUCUUUCCACAACUCGAAACAUUCAACGUCUCCCACCUUCCCAUCAUCUCUCCCAACUUAUAACUUUGGUUCCACUCACACUUCCACCUGCUCACCACCUCCCUCAGAAUGCAGAGGCCACCAUGGACGUCCGCACCCAUGAUAUUCCACACCUCAAGAAGGCCUUCGAUGGUCUUCAACACCAACUCACUACAUUUCUCGAGGUAGAGUCCCCAGACUGGAUUAUUUAUGAUUUCGCUCCAUACUGGUUACCGUCCAUCGCCGCUGGUCUUGGCAUCUCGCGAGCCUUCUUCUCAAUAAUCAACCCUUGGUUCCUCGCUUUUCUAGGGCGAUCGCCAGAGGAGUUGAUAAAUGGUUCUGAUGAUCGCAAGACGGUGGAGGAUUUCAUGGCGCCACCCAAGUGGGUUCCCUUCCCUACCAAAAUAUGCUACCAGAAGCAUGAGGCCAACUGGAUACUGGAUGGCAGCAGUUCUCUUAAUGCUUCUGGGGUUUCAGAUACGUAUCGUUCCGGGAUGAUCUUUCAGGCGUCUGAUUGUAUGUUUAUAAGAUAUUGCUAUGAAUUUGAACCUCAAUGGUUAACCCUUUUUGAGGAUCUGCACCACCUCCCGGUGAUUCCCGUGGGGUUAAUGCCACCGGCAACAGCCACCAACGUCGGAGAUGAGAAAGAUGACGCAUGGCUAACCAUCAAGAACUGGCUGGAUGGUCAACAAAAAGGUCAAGUGGUGUAUGUGGCGUUAGGAAGUGAGGUUAUGCUGACGAAAACCGAACUGGGUGAGUUAGCGCUGGGUCUGGAGCUUUCGGGGUUGCCAUUUUUCUGGGCUCUGAGAAAGCCAGCAGGUUCGACGGAGUCGGAGACGGUGGAGUUGCCAGAAGGGUUCAUAGAACGAACCCGUGACCGUGGGAUGGUGUGGAAGAAGUGGGUGCCUCAGUUAGAGAUACUGAGUCAUGUGUCGGUGGGUGGUUUCCUGACACACUGUGGAUGGGGUUCCAUUGUGGAAGGGCUAGCGUUGGGUCACCCUCUGAUAAUGCUUCCAUUUUUGGUGGACCAAGGUCUGAAUGCACGAGCACUGGUGGAGAAACAGGUAGGAAUGGAGGUCGAAAGAAACGAGGAAGAUGGGUCGUUCAGCAAGGAAUCAGUGGCGAAAUCGGUGCGUUUGGUGGUGGUGGAAGAUAAAGGGAAGAUGUACAAGGAAAAGUCAAUGGAGCUGAGUCGAAUAUUCGGCAACACGAAGCUACAGAAAAAGUAUACGGACGACUUCGUGGAGUAUUUGGAGAAGCAUAGGAGUAGUAGUGUUCCACAUCAAGUUGUUGGCACAAUGGAAUGAAUUUGAAAUCAUAUAUUGUUUUUCUUUAGAGUCUUUCAAAUUUCAGUCGGUCUACU
This is a messenger RNA of Cynara cardunculus var. scolymus (artichoke), 1517 nucleotides long. Its product is annotated as UDP-glycosyltransferase 91D1-like. Gene Ontology annotation, molecular function: UDP-glycosyltransferase activity. The record is from RefSeq and is a predicted model, not a curated record. Bases 4 to 1461 code for a protein of 485 amino acids. The transcript has a single exon. NCBI's taxonomy places the organism in Eukaryota, Viridiplantae, Streptophyta, Magnoliopsida, Asterales, Asteraceae.